Messenger RNA from Bufo bufo (common toad), 1628 nucleotides. Its product is annotated as serine/threonine-protein kinase SBK1-like. Gene Ontology annotation, molecular function: protein serine/threonine kinase activity; ATP binding. NCBI's taxonomy places the organism in Eukaryota, Metazoa, Chordata, Amphibia, Anura, Bufonidae. Gene Ontology annotation, biological process: peptidyl-serine phosphorylation; peptidyl-threonine phosphorylation. Bases 200 to 1327 code for a protein of 375 amino acids. The transcript has 4 exons. The record is from RefSeq and is a predicted model, not a curated record.
AGAGACUGCGGGCUGCACUACAAUGACAGGAUCUGCACUGGAACAAAGGCAAAUCACAUAAUACACCCCCAACCUCUGGACCCAGCACCGGGGCAUGGAGGAAGCUGCAUGACCUACAGGGUGUGCACACAAGAUAUUCACGAAUCUAAUGAAAGUGAAACCGUUUUAGUGACUAAAUUACUUCACAAAGAAAAUAAUUAUGAGUGUCUCAUCACUACUGUCCCGAGGAGCAGUGGAUAUUCUUGAGGAGCUCCAGAUGUUGACAGCGAAGACGAUGGAGAAAGUAGAAAUCACAAAACAAUAUGAAGUCAUCAGGGAGCUUGGGAAAGGGACAUAUGGAAGAGUUGAUCUGGUGAUCCAUAAAGCAAGAGGUAUAAAGAUGGCCUUAAAAUUUUUGAGGAAGAAAACAACAAAACAAAAGAGUUUCCUGCAGGAAUAUUGUAUUUCACGCUACCUGUCAGCCUGUCCCUAUAUUAUUGGCAUGUACGACAUUGCAUUCGAGACAGAUGAAUACUACGUGUUUGCACAAGAAUAUGCCGUGGCUGGGGACCUCUUUGAUAUCAUCCCUCCUCAGGUUGGUCUCUCCGAGCAUACAACCAAACGCUGCAUCUACCAAGUAGCAUUAGCCCUGGAUUAUCUCCACCACCGAAAGCUUGUCCACCGCGAUAUCAAACCAGAAAAUAUUCUCAUUUUUGACAAAGAAUGCCGAAAAAUUAAACUCUCAGAUUUUGGCAUGACCAGGAUUGCCGGCACCACGGAAAAACGUGUUAGUGGAACCAUCCCUUACACUGCUCCCGAACUGUGCGAAACAUCAAAACACAGUGGAUUCUUGGUGGAAUAUAGUAUCGACGUCUGGGCCUUUGGGGUCCUUCUGUUCUGCAUGAUGACUGGGAAUUUCCCUUGGGAAAAAGCAUUACAUUCAGACUCGUUUUACUAUGAAUUUUACCAGUGGCAAAAAUACAAGAAUGCCAACGUGCCAUCGCAGUGGCGGAGAUUCACCUCUCAUGCCCUUAAAAUGUUUAGCAAAUUGCUUUCCAUUGAGCCGGAGAAAAGAUGCUCCAUUAAGGAUAUCCUCUGGUAUUUUGGCAAGACUUGGCUGGUCACUAAGGAAGACUCCCAUCCUUCAGAGGCAAAAAACAACGGCGAAGUCUUUGUACACAUUAAGACGCAAGCUCUUCCUUACAUCAAUGGCAACACUCUAGAUAACAAUAAAAGCGACACCAGCCCCAGUUUAUCCUUCUCCUCGUGCAGCAGCUACGAGGACGUCCCGAAAGAGAGCAACGCAAAUACCAUCUUAGUGUCUGCGCCCAUCGAGAUAUGCGUAUGAAAUGUCUUCUUCACCGUGUACUAUAUACAGACGGAGCAGUUUUCUUUUGGACUAAUGGCAUGAGCAGAAGAUGUCAUCUUGGACAUCAAUCGCGUCGUCCACAUACAUGCUACACUUUAAUAGCCUGAGAAGUCAAUGGAGCUGUGUAGAUGAGAGCAUGCCCAACAAUCAGAAAUACUCGAUGUUAUCCUGAUGGCCAACUGUUGGUGAUGUCCAGGCCUUUGCCCAUCUGUGGCCAUGUAUAUGUUACGACAAAAUCGCAUCUUGAUUAUCUUGAACCAUGAAUUCACAAAAUAAUAAC